AUGAACACCACCAAUGGUUCCUCGUUGUCCACCUCUAAGAGCACCUCGACCCUGCGUCCGCGGACACGGCGGUUGAUCUCCAUCGAAGAUGACACGUACGCGACCGAUGACAGCGAAGACUUCAGCUCGCGGGCCGGCUCGAGGAUAGCUUCGAGGACAGCGUCGCCGGCCAACGUCACUUCAGCGCCCUCAGCAUUCCUCAGGUCCGCCGGCGUCCAAGCCUCGAAAGCUACUCGCGACACUUCGUCGACACUGUCGGGACUCUGGGGGAACUCCUGGUCAGCAGUCCAGGGCCUGGCGGCCAAUGUCCUCGGCAGUGAAACAGCAGCCAGCGGUUCGGCUGCUGCUCGCCGACGCAGGCCUACCCACACGCGACGCACAUCCACCAGUGCUCCGCCGCCAAAGCAAUGGGGCCCCGCAGGCGCUGGCUCGCAUGUAGGCGCUGGCACACACGAAGAGAGGGAGGCCAUGGUGCGGGCUAUGAAGCGCCGGGACCUGCUCAACGCUACCGAGCAUCUCCAGCCCGACUCAAUUGGCCGCAUAAAGCGCAGGAACUCGGACGACCGCACGAAUGCCUCCGCGCCCCCCGCCGAGAACGAUCACGGCGACGCGCUGAUAUACAUACACCGCGUCAAGAAGCAGGACACGCUUGCCGGCGUCUGCAUCAAGUACAACUGCGAGCAAGCAGUGUUGCGCAAGGCCAAUCGCAUGUGGCCAAAUGACACCAUUCUCUCGAAGAAGACGAUCGUGCUUCCGGUCGACGCUUGCGGGACAAAAGGACGGCCAGUACAAGGGCCAGAUGCGCUGCCAGAAGAGGACCUGCUGCUUGGAGAAUUCGCCGAGUCUUCAGGGAAGAAGCCAGACACCGACGGCCUACCCAAUGGCUGGACCACGCCAAAGCAGAGAAGCACAGACUCCAGCUCCGUCGUAUCCUCGAAUGCCGCCGCCGACCAGCCCUGGACACACGACUCGUGGGUUCUUCUCCCCAACGACAAACAACCCACACAGAUCGCCCGCAUGCCCCGCCGUGCUCUGGGCUUCUUUCCACCUGCUCGCCGGAAAUCUGUCGCCUACUCGGAUGUCGCGUCCACGCCACGCGCCUCCGUCGACCUACCUCGCUCCUCGACCUCCACCAACCCCAACACGCACACAGGCUCGCCCUCGCAGCCGACCCGACCUCGCGCCUCAAGCAACAUUUCCUCUCUCUCUGCACACAGCCGCCAACGCAGCACAUCCGGCCAACAGCAGCCGCCGAAGCCCUGGCUCUCUGGCCCUGGCGGCGUCGGCACACUGGGUCGUAACGUACGCAGCCCGGGGCCCGCGCAAGACGGUCUGAACAAGAUGUUCGCCGCGCACCUGCCCAACAUGGCGCCCCCACCGGGCCAGGAAUACUUCACGCCUUGGGCGCCCUCACUGCUUGACGCAGAUGGCACACGCAGCUCAGGCAUCGUUACGCCAGCGGGAGGAGACAUCAAUUUCCAGGAAAUUGGCGGCGCGAUAGAGGGUUGGGUCAGGAAAGUUGGAUCCCAGGCGCAAAAAUUGCUUGCCGAGCCUGGCACGCCGGGUGGAAGGCAGAAGGUCGUGCCUGGUGUAGGCGCGACUGGUGGCGGCCUGGGCGAUUUGAUUGAACUGCAGGACGAUGCUUUUGAGAUUGGCGAUGGCGAGGAUGAUAGAGGACGAUCGAGGGAGGGGCUGGUGGUGCCGAGCAUCAAUGCGGAAAGGAGUACGAGUAGACACUCUGCGGUCAGAGAUUCUGCGAUGAGAGCGCAGCAGUUCCAGAGCUCGAGGCAGGACUUCAAUCUUGUGCUGAGGGAGAGAACGCGGAAGGGCGAUGGCGGCAAGACGGAUUGA
Molecule: messenger RNA, 1851 nt
Organism: Didymella exigua CBS 183.55
Lineage: Eukaryota; Fungi; Ascomycota; Dothideomycetes; Pleosporales; Didymellaceae
Product: carbohydrate-binding module family 50 protein
Exons: 1
Coding region: 1-1851 (616 amino acids)
Source: RefSeq, a predicted model, not a curated record